GGCAUGGCGCGGCGUACAGGUUCAAGUUGACGGCGGUCUGUUUUCCCGUCACUCAGUGGCUGCGGGCAUGGCGGCCGCUGCUCCAGCCGGCACCGGGCGUUGGUUUGGCUUUGGCUUUAAUCGUUUUGGACAGACUAUCAAUAGCGUGGAACGUCCCGGGAGCCCGGUGAAACGUGAGGCAGAUGACCGGGUGCUCGAGCCCCGCGAGGUGACAGUCUGUAACUCGAGGCCAAACCGGAGCGAUGUCCCUCCUCCCCGGUCUGGCCUCGAGUUACGGGCAGCCCAGCCUGAGGCGGACGAUGGCACCGGGCCGAAUCCGCGGCGGCGUGUCUCCCCCUGUAGAGUCUCUCCCGCCUGGAGUCAUUCUGCCUGCUUGACUGAUGAUGGGUCAAUUCAUUUCUGGGGGUUUGCUGCUGAUGUUCCAUGGCGUCAGAUGUACCUAAACAGCCAAGGUUUGCGAGGAUGCAGAGACAUUCUGUCCUCUGAGAAAUACCUGCUUACGUUGUGGCAGGACAGGGUGGAAUGUUGGGAUAUCCCAAGCCUCUGCCGUACUGGAGAGGCAUCAGAUGCUGUCAUUUGGCAGAAGCACCUGCAGGAGGAAGAGAAACCAAAUGCAGCAUUUCCAUUAAUCCCUGGUGGUUACAUUACAACAACGCCUCCAUUUUACAAAUCACUGUCACCCCCACUGCUUGGUGCAAGGAAGCUGGUACUUGGCAGUGAGCAUGCUCUCCUGCUGACCUGUGACUGGACGGUGUACUCCUGGGGCGCAGGACGACAUGGUCAGUUAGGACAUGGUGGUGUUGAGGAUGAAGCAGAUCCACGGAUUGUGGAGGCGUUGCAUGGCCUGGUGGUGACUGAGUUAGCAGCCGGGGCCUGGCAUUCUGUAUGCUCCAGUGCCUCAGGAGACCUGUACGUGUGGGGUUGGAAUGAGUCGGGACAGUUGGGUCUGCCAGCAAGAUCGUGUUCAGGGGAGGAGCAUCAGAAGCCUUCUGAACGCAUUGGAUUCUCUGGAGAAGGCACACCGAUCCUGUGUGAUGCAGGUGACACGGUUCAAAAAUCCACCACGGAAAAAGCAACCAUGGGAAAUAUGAAUGUGUUCAUCUCAAUUCAGGCAUUUCCAGCACUCUUGGACCUCCCAGGGGAGCUGGAGAUCAGCAGAGUUAGCUGUGGGUCACGGCAUACGGCAGCUGUCACCAGAAGUGGUCAGCUGUUCACAUGGGGCUGGGGGAGCUAUGGACAACUUGGCCAUGGACAGACCCUUAGCACUGAUCUUCCAAGGCGUGUCGAGUACUUCAUGAGGAAACAGCUUUAUGUGCUGGAUGUUGUCUGCGGGCCUUGGAACACCUUUGUGUUUGCACACGAGAAGGAUUGAACUGUACUCUGAUGAUGCAGUGUCCAUGUUUACUGUCAUGAGGGAAGUCAGCCAACUGGCUCAGUGAAUUUUACAGGCAGAAAUUGUUGGUUUGGCUCUUGAUCACUGAGCAGUUACUAAGCAUUUACUGCGAUGUGAGUACACGAGGUUGGAAACCCGCUGGCCCACCUUUCCUGCUCCUGAUUGUGGUCCAGUGUGGUGUAAUAGUGUGAUCAAUUGAGUAGAAUAUGAUGCUCUCCCAAGGGGUUGUCUUACUGAUGAGUCCUCAGGUCCACUGCAGAGCUCAAUCCAGAAUCCACGUAACCUGGGGUGUUAGGCUGGAUUCACAUGGGGAGACUGAUGCAUGGGCAGAAACCACGUGAUCUUUGACAUGGAGUGCAAGAUGACUGGCAACCCAUCACUUCUGUAGCCUUCCUCUGCCUUCAUUGCUGUUGUGAUGUGUCAUCAUUUUCCGCCAGCUCCAAUAUUGAGGUCUUGGUCAGAUUGCUCUUUGUCUGAAAUCUCCCCCUUGACCUUACCGGCAUGGGUGACCCUACCAAACACUAAGCGCCAGAUAGCUAGAGUCCAGAUGACUUCGCUCUCAAAUGGAACCCACAAGCCUCUCCACCACAACAAGGUGAUGAUUCUUGGAGAAGCACCAAUAUGGUGUACAACUCUAGUGAGGGCAGGACUGAAACACUUUGAUAACAUGUUUAGGAAGUCUGCUUAUCUUGACUUAUAUGAGGAGCUGAGAUCUCCAGCGCUUUAUGGCCCAACAGGGAUUAGCACUUUCAAGGUGAUGUGGAAUGUGUUGUAAAACAAACCUCUCCCUUUAAUAUCAGAGCAGAAUGAAUUAACAUCAGAAGAUAUCAGAUAUGGAGACUUGUUAAAUAAUGUUUCUCAUACAGAAAAAGUGUUGAUCAAGUUUCCUGCUCCCUCUCUUAAUGUGUGGUCCUUAGUUUUUUACUGAAUAUAGAUUUAUGUCUUUGGCAAUAGCUCAAUAUAUGCAGUCUGAUCAUUGCUGGGCUCUUGGAGUAUGUGUAUAGUCCUGGUCACCCAGGGUGUCAUUAAAGCUAGAGAGUGCAGAAGAGAUUUGAGGAUGGAGUUGUAAGAAGAGGCUAAUUUUUCUCUGGAGUGAAGGAGGUUGAGGCGGUGACCUUACAGAUUUUUAUAU
Molecule: messenger RNA, 2525 nt
Organism: Mobula hypostoma (lesser devil ray)
Lineage: Eukaryota; Metazoa; Chordata; Chondrichthyes; Myliobatiformes; Myliobatidae
Product: RCC1 domain-containing protein 1-like
Exons: 8
Coding region: 68-1372 (434 amino acids)
Source: RefSeq, a predicted model, not a curated record